AUUUUAUUUUUUUUGGCAAAAAGGCAAAAAGACAAAAAGGAUUUCAUGAUCAACAUAAGAGAAUAUACCCAAAGAUUCAAAAAGAAUUUCACUCUACACGAGGUUUCCGGAAGUCUCGGUGACCUAGGCACGCUUUUGCCGAUUAUGAUUUCAUUAGCUGUAGCAGGUCAAAUUGAUUUAACAAGUACUCUAUGGUUUACUGGAAUAUGGAACAUCGCAUCCGGUUUACUCUUUCAGGUUCCUGUCUGCGUCCAACCGAUGAAAGCCAUUGCAGCUGUGGUAUUAACAAGAAACAUGUCAAUUAGAGAAAACAUGGCAGCUGGCCUAAGCGUUGCUGCUUUUAUCUUUUUCUUUGGCAUCACUCGCACGAUCCACUUGGUUGGUUCAUUUACGCCGACAGCCGUUAUAAAAGGACUGCAACUGGGUACGGCUGUUCAAUUGAUCAUCAAAGCGCAUAAUCUCGCAGCAAAGCUUCAAUGGAAGAUCACGGCUAGUAACUGGGCAGACAAUAACACCUGGGUACUACUUUCGUUUAUGUUUGUCGUCCUAUGUUAUCGCACUCGAGUUCCUUCUGCUCUAAUCCUCUUUUUGAUCGGAUUGCUGUUUGCGCUUAUUCUGAUGUUUGUAGAAAAUGCACAAGUGCCGCAUCCAUCUGUGAUGGGUGGUCAUUAUCCCGAUAUGGUCAUUGUUCCUUCACCUACCGAGUUCAAAGAUGGCUUUCUGAAUGCUGGUCUGGGUCAAUUACCCUUGACUGCAUUAAACUCGGUCAUUGCCCUGUGUGCACUUAUUCAUGACCUAUUUCCUGAUAACCAAACAUCGACAUCCGGUGUGGCUAUGAGUGUAGGAUUGAUGAAUCUGAUUGGGUGUUGGUUUGGUGCUAUGCCUGUCUGCCAUGGGUCGGGUGGGCUAGCCGGUCAGUACCGUUUUGGAGCAAGAUCUGAGGUUUCUGUCAUCCUGCUUGGACUAUGUAAGUUGAUUCUUGGUAUCCUCUUUGGUAGCUCUGUUGUUGGCUUGCUACAACUAUUUCCAAAUUCUAUAUUAGCAGUCAUGAUGUUUAUCUCGGGUGUCGAAUUAGGAUGCUCAGCAAGAAGUAUUAAUGAUCAUGAAACAGAUGAUACUCGUAAGCGAGAAAACUUCACUCUCAUGCUCUUGACUGCAGGUGCACUUGUCGCUUAUUCAAAUGAUGGUAUUGGAUUCGCCACUGGUCUUGUAUCUGCCGUUUUACUCUCUGUACAGCGUCUGGGCGUACGUGAGUGGUGGCAUCAGUUGAGUAAAGGGAUUCGGUCGAUUCCUCAACGGUGGAUAAGCCAAAGGGACUGUUCGGAGGAAAGAACUGACACAUUACCUGAAUCACAAGAAGAGCGGGUUUCUGUUGUGGUAAAAAAGUCACCUGAAUAUGGAUCUCAACAAAAUCCGGUCUAAUCCUUCAUAAAUGCCUUCUGUAAGAUUGCUGUGCAAUUGUAAAAUAAAAUACGGAAAAGCAUUUAUAUAUAAAUAUAUAUACAUAUAUACAUCGCAGUAAUAAAUGUGUAUUUAGUAUCUUCCUGACUUCUCUAAUGAAGAACUCAUGUCGACGUCUGUUCUUUUCUUUAACCUAAACGGAUAGAAGCUUUGACAAUAUUCGCCGUUCUUCUCCGCUGUUCGUGCUACUUCGCUAAAAAGUUUGCAAACUUGUAGAGCUUCUGACUGCUCAACACAAAGGCUGAAUUACUUGAUCAUUCUUGUUUGUAUUCAAGAAAAAGAAGACUUGGUCGAGACAGAUUGCAGUCAGGACGACAAACCCAUGCCACAGGGCUCACCACGCGAUUUACACCUCUUUUUUACAUUAUAACGUGUGUAGCAAUUAAAGUACAGUUACAUGCAACCUAUAUUAUUAAUUAUUGUUUUGGCUAUUGUUUAU
Molecule: messenger RNA, 1900 nt
Organism: Rhizopus microsporus ATCC 52813
Lineage: Eukaryota; Fungi; Mucoromycota; Mucoromycetes; Mucorales; Rhizopodaceae
Exons: 5
Coding region: 46-1422 (458 amino acids)
Biological process (GO): molybdate ion transport
Molecular function (GO): molybdate ion transmembrane transporter activity
Source: RefSeq, a predicted model, not a curated record